UUUUAUAUUUGGUUCUUUAGGCUUUAGAUCCACCUGGUAUCACUUUUCUCAACCGUCUGUUUGGAUACAAGAUAUAUACGCAGAUACCUGGAUCGAAGAGACAUAAUCUCUGGGAAACCACACCUAUCAUCAUUCUGAGUUUUCAUCAAGAUGCCAAUCACUGGGGUCUUCUUCAUCCCAUCAAACCCCAACGCCUCCACGGCGUUCGCUACAGUUACAGAGCGUCUUCAUUCAUCAUUAACCGAUGAACCCAUUCCUGUGGGCCGUUGGGCUCUAGAGCAUAAGCUGAUGCGGGAUACCCCAUCCUGUCUACCUGCAUCAGCGUCCCAGCGUCCCGCACAACCGAGGUACAUGCAGUUCCUCUCUCUAACCUACUUUCCAAACCAUGGGUUUAUCUACACGUCUCCGCCACCAGAAAAGGUGCCCCACGCUCAUUCCGGCGGCGGUAGUCCCGGUGCAGUAGCUCCAGGGGCACCGAGUCCCGCCUCUCCAACCCCAAUUCCACACCAGACCGCGACACCUACACAGGCUGCGGCAUCGAACAGUCAGGAUCAUUCGUCAAUGGUUAUGACGACUGUUCCCUUGCCGGCUUGCAGUACACUCUUUCAACACUUUGUUUACGCUUGCCAACCGUUCUGGUGCCAUCGACACACCGUUACGGUUCCUGGCGGUGUCGUCUAUGAUGUUGGUGAUUUUCGGGUCCGAAUUGGUGAUGUACGACAGACGCAGCCAGCUGCAAGGGUCAGGGGUACGGUUGUUGAGAUAGAAUGGAAGGGUCCGUCGUUAGUGACGUCCAUCGCGUCGCUGUUUAGCCAGUCCAAGAAGGCGUUCAGCGGCCCUAGAGAUAGUGGCUUACCAGAUGAUGACGGUGAUUCCGGGAUCGACAUGGCGUUUCCUGAGGGUCUUGAGGAGGCAGAUAUUGAUGCUGAGUAUGCUGCGACUGCGACAUUAAUUCGAGAGUUCUGGGCGCGCUUGGAUAUUCAAGGGGCGCGGGAAGCAAUCCUUGUGCAGGAUAUCGGCAGGGAAUCUAAGGAGCAGUUGCGAAAAUUGAAGCAGUUAGGAGAUCAGAAAGCACGCCAACCAUCUACCAGUGUCAUGGGAAGCGGGCAGCAGGAUGAAGACCCCGACCCAGAAGCUGGGGUCGAUGUGGCGAGGCAAUUCAUGGAAAUCUUUAGAUUUAAUCGCUAAGGGUGCGGAACGUUACAUUACAGCUUAGGGAUAG
Messenger RNA from Aspergillus caelatus, 1222 nucleotides. RefSeq lists its product as uncharacterized. Gene Ontology annotation, biological process: regulation of transcription by RNA polymerase II. Lineage: Eukaryota; Fungi; Ascomycota; Eurotiomycetes; Eurotiales; Aspergillaceae. Bases 151 to 1188 code for a protein of 345 amino acids. The transcript is spliced from 2 exons. Gene Ontology annotation, molecular function: transcription coregulator activity. The record is from RefSeq and is a predicted model, not a curated record. Gene Ontology annotation, cellular component: mediator complex.